AUGCAGCAGUGGCAAGUCGGCCCCGUGCCGGACUACGUCUACUCCAACUCCCCCCACCCGUCCAACGACAUGCAUAACCAUCCUUACCCGGCCGAUAUGGCUCGUCGCAACGACCGUAUGGAGUUUCCCUACGGCGCUCAGCCUAACAUGGCGGCCCAGCAGCAACACCACCCAACUCCAGUCCAGCCGCCCAUGAGCGUAUCGCAACAGCCCCCGAAUGGCCCUCCGUCUCAGCAGCAGACGCCGACUCAGCCCGCGGCCCAGCCGCCCAACGCCCGCUCACGGAAGCGGCCGGCCCAGAACGCUGCGCCUUCACCCGCCACGGCUGCCGCUCCACCUCCCGUUGCCGCCGCCCAGGGUCAGCCUCCUGCGCCAACGCCUCCCGCUCCCCAGGCUGCUCCUCCGCAAGCCCAGCCGACGGCCAACGACAACGCAAACUCGACCGAUGCCGCCUCGGGCCCUCCCACCAAGAAGAGCAGGACCAACACGCCGUGGACUCCCCAGGAAGAGCUGCGGUUGAAGCAGAUGCGAGAUGCCGGAAACAGCUGGGCUGAGAUUGCUAAGACCUUCCCUACGCGGACAGAAGGAUCCGUGAAGAAGCAUUGGUACAAGGACAUGCACUAUGCUGAGUUUGCCGAGGACGAAAGUCAGGCGCUGUUGAACGCUAUUAAAGAAUACGAGAACAACAAGUGGAAGGUCAUUGGCCAGAAGGUUGGAAAACCAGCAAAGGCCUGUGAACAGUAUGCAAAGGAGCAUUUUCCAGAUCUCUUUGGCAACCCCAAGGGGAGAUGA
Messenger RNA from Trichoderma harzianum CBS 226.95, 792 nucleotides. RefSeq lists its product as hypothetical. Bases 1 to 792 code for a protein of 263 amino acids. Gene Ontology annotation, molecular function: DNA-binding transcription factor activity, RNA polymerase II-specific; RNA polymerase II cis-regulatory region sequence-specific DNA binding. NCBI's taxonomy places the organism in Eukaryota, Fungi, Ascomycota, Sordariomycetes, Hypocreales, Hypocreaceae. Gene Ontology annotation, biological process: positive regulation of transcription by RNA polymerase II; mitotic cell cycle. The record is from RefSeq and is a predicted model, not a curated record. The transcript has 6 exons. Gene Ontology annotation, cellular component: nucleus.